Trypanosoma theileri is the source of this 414-nucleotide messenger RNA. RefSeq lists its product as uncharacterized. The transcript has a single exon. The record is from RefSeq and is a predicted model, not a curated record. NCBI's taxonomy places the organism in Eukaryota, Euglenozoa, Kinetoplastea, Trypanosomatida, Trypanosomatidae. The annotation marks the transcript as partial.
AUUGAGACUGGUGUAAAUUCAUUAAAUGAUAGGAUGGACAGUAGUAGGAGACUUCGUGUGCAGCAUCCUGUUUAUAUUGUGGCUGAACGAGUGUUGACGCGGCGGCGAGAUUGCCUUGAAAAAGUCUGUGCAGUUGCAGAAGAGGUGCUCGAAGCUAAGCGUGCCCUUGAGUUAACUGUAGCGAAUACGGAGGAUGAGGUUGCUGCGGUGGAGACAGCAGAGAUCCCUGAUGCUGUGGAGAAGACUGCUGUAUUAAAGCCAAAGUGGCUUACUCGUGAGAUGAUUGAAGAAAGAAAGAAACAACGCCUGUCGGGCGGCUACGGCGGUGCUGUUGGUGCUGCUGGUGGUGUUCGUAUUCGAUAUAGUGAAAUUGGUGAUGCUACGGUGCGAUCAUCGUGGAUAGGAAGUUCAUAA